Molecule: messenger RNA, 8885 nt
Organism: Ogataea polymorpha
Lineage: Eukaryota; Fungi; Ascomycota; Pichiomycetes; Pichiales; Pichiaceae
Exons: 1
Coding region: 1-8817 (2938 amino acids)
Biological process (GO): fermentation
Cellular component (GO): membrane
Source: RefSeq, a predicted model, not a curated record
AUGGACGUUACAACACAAUUCGGCUAUGCAUCGGUCAACCGAUCGAUAAACCUGCAAUGGGUGUACAUGGUUGAAUGGGUAAUAGCUCUUCUUGGUUCCAUUGGAAUACUAUUCUACUUCAAUCGCUUAAUGGGCUCAAUAUUGUCAUUCUUGUUGAAGUAUAUUCUAUGGAAGCGACACAAGAUACGACUGAAAGUUCAAUCAUACAAAGUCUCCUUUCUCGGAGGACGACUUUUCUUCAAAAAUGUCACGAUUAUAACCAAAAACGAGAUGAUCUUAAUUCAUCAAGGGUGGCUCACAUGGAGAUAUUGGCUCACAUCCGUGCGCCAGUCUGGAUUUGUGACCGAGCCUGAAAAUACAAAAAACGGGCUACUUCCAACACGGUUGCUGAUGGAAAUCUAUGGCCUUGAGGUUUUUGUUUACAACCGAAUGAAUGUUUACGAAGAGUUGCUGGAAAAGCUGAAUAGGGAGUCCAGUCAUGCUGAAAAGCAAUCGUACUCUACAAGUCACAGCAGCGAAAGUAGCAGCGAUCAAAAUACAAUCAACGACUCUGAAGAAUCGGGAGAGCGCUAUGUCCCACAAUUUAUCAAAUUGCUUCCCCUCAAGGUCUUGAUUAAACAAGGCGGAUUUGUAAUAGGCAACCAAACAACGACAUCCCUUUUGGUUGGAUCAUACACAUCCUUGGAAGGACUUUUUGAUUUUCUUCGGCCAGCUUCGAAAUACGAUAAGCGUAGGGUUGAUCACGAUAUUAGGGCAAACCAGCUGCAAUUGUAUCUUAAGCCAAAUGUUUCAUACGAAGGUAUGGAUCAGAUCACAAAAGAAUUUAAUGGGGAGCAAAAUCAUAAAUUCAAGAGGUUUCUUGAGAAAUUGGGACUGUAUCAUAAUGGUUCCAGACAAGAUAGCCAGAAGACUAAGGAGGAAGAGCUGCAUCGUUGGCGCGGUCUUGAAAGAUACUUGUCCUACGAUAGUUCGAUGUUGAGUUCUUUUGACGAAAGCACACCUUCGGAGAAGAAAGAAGACGCGCUCGUGUUCUCACAGUCCGAGUACGCUCGGUACACUCAUGUUUUCGACUCCGACUACGUUGAUAUCCAUUAUUACUACGACAUUCCAGGGAAUACGCCAGCAUCUGCAGCCAAUAUCUCCGCUGGUGAACCAGAUGUUGGAAAUGGCGAAGCACCUCCAGCGAACAACAUUGACAUAUCGGUUUCAGAAGGAGUUAUUCACUACGGACCGUGGGCUGAAAAAGAGCGUGCUCUUUUACAUCAAAUGCUGUUUCCUUCUGUCUGCAGGGACGCUGAGCCGAUGAGCCGUCCCAAAGCAGGAUCAAAAAGGCGAUACGAAGGAUUCAAACUAUUUAUUGAAAGUGUCGACGACCUGGUGCUACGGAUUCCGUUUAGAGAGAGCAGCAAAGAUAUUCUUUAUUCCAACAGUGACAGCUCUCCAAAUCAGCUAGAGCGCAGACCGUUUGGGUGGUUGGAACUCAAGGUGGGACAAAAUUCCACCUUUAAUAUUUCAACCUCGUACAUCCCCAGCGCAGAGAGUGGAUGGUCAAAUAAGUUUCACGUGGAUUUUAAUAACCCAGUCAUCUCUUCCAGUGUGAAUCAUGAGGUGUUUUUCAAAGCCAUGAAACACACUAUAAAUGCAGAUGUAGGGUAUCCUUUGCAAUGGAAUGGCGCUGCAACCUGGAGUUUCCAAAAUAGGUCUACGAAUGCUGAACUAUACUUGCUUAGGGAGCAUAUUGAGUUACUCACAGACAUGUUUGGGGAUUUUAGCUCUGGAAAUCCAACUCCUUAUGAGCUAUUCCGUCCCUUUUUCUAUAAGAUCAGUUGGAAGGUUUACAACUACAACAUCUCUCUCAACUUGAAUGAAAAGAAUAUUGUUAGCCAUCCUUUAGACUACAAUGACAACAUAUACGUUUCAUUUUGUGGAUCCGAGCUGGAUUUAGCCGUCGGCAUUCCUUUAGAUACGGUGUAUCGAAAGUCGACGUUUUUUGACUACAAGCUCAACACCACUUUUGAUUUGGCUGUUCAUUUCCCACCAUGGCAUACAGGUUAUAAUUUCCUGCGAAAGAAAGAGGUUGGAAGAGCUAAUAACUUUGAGAUGUCGGGAUCAUUCACCUAUUUCAAUGUGAUCGACAUAGAUACAGUUGACAACAUUGUAGUCAAUUGCGUUUGUGAGGAUACAACGCUUGAAUGCUAUGGAUUUAUCAUCAAGUAUGUGUUGCUUCUCAAAGCCAACUAUUUUGGGGAAGACAUCAACUUCCAGACCCUUGGAGAAUUUCUCGAAGAUAUGAACGACAAGUCUGGUGAAAAACCAGCACCAGAAGAGUUCAAGCCGUUCGGAAUAAAACUACGAAACGAGACGGACCUUCAUUUUUCUUUUUGCGUUAAAAAUGGAUGCCUCGUCUUGCCAGCACAUAAUUAUGACUGCGAAACACAUGUUGCACUUCAUUUCGAAAGCCUGGACAUUGAUCUCCGAUUCAAUAAUUACUACAUGGAUCUCCAAGCUAACUUCUCAGAGAUAUAUGGGCGAUCGUUGGAAAACGCUGACGAGGACAUGAUUUUUAGUACCACCUCCAAACAUGUGAAAUUUGAUCCUCAGCUCUUUAUUGAUCAUCUUCCAGUGCAUGGCCAUAGAGCUUUUGGGCUCCCCCCAGAUGAACCAACUUAUUAUUGCAGGUGGGAUUUCCAUCCAGGACAGAUAGUCGUUGAAUCAGAGCCCAUUUUUCUUGACAUUGUCCGCCGUUCUUUUGGGUCACUUGCGGUAGGAUACAAUGACUCAGAGAAUUCUUUAGACCUUCCUGAGGAGGUGAUUUUUGAUAUGUUGAAUUUGUCUUUCAGCUGUCCCGAAAUUCUGCUGAAAAUCAAUGGUCCUUCUUAUGGUCUUUCAGUUCAAUUGGAAACGUUACAUCUAACUAUUUCUGAUCAGUCGUCUGCUACAUACAAUAGCAGAAUCAAUUUCAAAAUUGAGAAUAUUGUCUUACAAGGUGUCAACGACACUGACACUGUCAUGGAUGUGAGAACAUCUGUGUACGCUAGUGACUUUGUUAAAAAGCCAGACUUUGAUACUCGCAAAGAAGCACAAAGAGCGCAUAUUAAGAUUCAUGACGCGCCUUUCCACAGAUGUCCAUUUUUGCUUUCACCAAGUGAUAGAGAUAAAACAUACCAUGAAAAUUAUGGAGGUUUGAGGCCUUUCCUCAAUUUCCCUGAUGUCCCUCCACCUCUCAACACGAAUUCGGUAGACUUGUUGAUCCUAAGCUAUCCUGAACGAUUGAAGGCUUCCCUGAGAGAUGACGAAAACUCUGAUUCAUCUUCAUUUCCAGGUGGUAGCAUGUCUUGUGCAGUGGACUCGUCUCCUAAAAUCUCCCCGGAAAACGACGGUUUUGAAGUUGAUUCCAUAGUAUGCAGUUUUGGUACAAUUGACGGAUACAUUGAUCCAAAAAUCGCUUUGGUAUUGAGUUACAUUAUUUCAAAUAAGGAGGCCAUUUCUGUCACCAAUGUAUUGGAUGAAAUUCAAAAUGACUUUAUUUCUCACUUGACAAAGAAACAUGCUACAAAUUUCCAGAAAGUCAACAUAAAGGCUCUGAUGCCAAUGAUCACUUUGAAAGUGACAGACUCGAGAUUUUCUGAAAAUUGCGUUGACAUCAGUAUAUCCAAUCCAGCAUUUACUGCUGCAAUUAAACCAGAAGGCGGUCUGGACUCUUUUGCAGCAGAUAUUUCUGGGCUCUCGAUCCAGAUAUUAAAAAGCGGCAGGUCUGUUUGCAGUCUCGACGCGACGAAGCUCAAGACUGAUCUAUUCAAUAGCAAACUGUCAACCAGUGUCAUGAUCGAUGAAGAGCAUUUGUACUUCGAUGUGGAUCCGACAAACCUCCAAUGGGUUGAGAAUUAUAUCUCCAUUUUGUCUGAUCCAAUAAAGACGGCACUAGCAAAAAUCUCUGAAGCCAUGGCAAAUAGUGCCAAGGCCAAGAUUGACACCGUAUAUUCCCUUUCUAAAGGCGGAACGGAUUACUCUGUGCGCCACGAUCCAUCUUGUAUCACCAAGCCGUCUUACAUUAGCAAAUUUUCCGACGAGCACAUCCGGCGUGAAGACAGCUGGAAGAUUAUUACCAGAAUCAGACAUAUUGCUUACAACUUGCCCAAAAGUUGGCACGCCGUUACACAGAAAAGAUUCGACGAACAUUCUUGGAAUGCCCCGGAAGACGCCAAAGAAACGGUGUUCGAUAUAUUCCUCAAUUGGAGAAGAUGGGAGUUCAGUAACAUCUCCAGCAGCUAUGUUUUGAUGAGUGUGUUUGGAGAUACCACUUCCAGGGUUGAGCAGAAGUCAUUCUCUCUGACGGCGGCACUAUCAACAUCGAAACUUAAUGUUCAUCCUUUCAAAAAUUUGGUGGUGAUUGAAAACCUGGAACUCGCAUUAAGCAAAGAAAAGCUGUCGGAAGAGUUAUACCAAAUGGCCACCGAGCUCUCUAUGAUAAAUGUUCAUGAUCAGAUAAAUGUUGGAGUCUCCAUCGGAGCCCUUAAUACCAGUAUCAGUUCCAUGAAGAAAUCAAUUCCCUAUAUCAACGAUUUGGUUGCCAAUAUGGCGUCAAAAGCAAAUACAAAACAAGUCGUUGAAAUUACAAACAAAUCAGAGCCAGAUCCGAUCUUUUUCAGCACAAACAUUCUGUUUAAAGAGUUUUCCCACCAGGUUGCAAUUGAUAGAUCUUCGGUCAAUGUCCGGGGUAGUAAUUCUGUGUUAACGAUGUCCGGUAUCAAAACUUCGAAGGAUCUAUUCUUUGCUAUGCUAUGCAACAAUACAACGCUUGGGAUUGAUAUUAUGCUCGAUAAAAUGAAGAUAGCGCACCUCAAUUGCUUUGAAAAUUCGCUGCUUGUCUCCAAGGCAAGGUCAACUGAUCAUGGACAGAUUUAUGUGGACUUGUCUACCUCAAAUAUCAAUGUUUCCGCAGGGUCGGGGUCAGACUUCUACCUAAAAGCUCUAGACGUGCUUAUAAAUGAAGAAUAUGAAGUUUUGGCCCCACUGAUCAACAAUUUGAGACAAAGCCAAGAAAUUGAAUCUCAAAGACAAGAAUCCCCUGUUACUGAAUCAAGCAAUGGACUUUUUGCUGAACUGAAAGGAAAAGUUACGGGUAGUCUAUUUGUCUCAAAACUUUCUUUGCAGCUUGAGGUUCUGUCACCGAUUCUUUAUAAAAUGGACGUGCAGGAUAUUGCGUUUGAAUUUUCAGCUUCAGAUCGGGGUGCAACGUCAAAUCUUACAGUUUCUCGCAUCAGGUCAAGAAUACUUUCCACUUCUACAUUGCAGCAAGUGCAAUUUGGUACCGUUUCUGUUGGAACUUUGAAAGUUUUGACGAGCUUUAUUGAGAAGUACGGUAGAUUUGAUGUAUUUGCCCAGGUGCAUGCAGAUCAACUUGGAAUCAAUUGCUCGCAGCGCAACUUCAUCUAUUUGGCGAAACUUGCAGAAACUGAUUACGGUGUUGCGGAGGAGUACUUUAAGAAAUUCAGGUCAAGGUUCCAUAAUCUAUCUCAAUUGUUGGGCUGCAAAAGCAAUCACGUGUCCAAAUCAAGUGAUUCUUCCUUCAUUGUGAAGGCCGCUGUUGCUGUUGCUCUGAACAACUUCUCGUUCACAUGUCUUCUCAACGAUAAUCGGGCAUUUCUCGAUUGUGGCAAGAUCACAAUGAAGUUUGCCACCUCUGAUUUCAAUUACACUGGAAACAAACCUCAAGGAUUCCUAAAGCUUCCCUCCAUGAGAUUUAGUAUGCUUUCUCAUGGUCCUCAGACCUCAAGAUUUACUAUAUGUGAUAUCAAUUUGGAACUGAAAGGAUCGACGUCCGUUUCAAGUGAGCAAAAGCUCCACGAGGUUGAAUUAAUCAGUGAUCAUUGCAGAUUUGUGUUGGAUUCUCACUUCACUAGAGAACUCCUUGAUGUUUAUUUCGACUUCCAAAAGAAAUUUAAUACCUACAAGUUCCCUCGCAAACCUGCACCAAGACAGAACGUUAGCGCGGAGGCAAUAUGGGAUCUUUUGAGUUUCUAUUCGAUCCGAAUAGUGUCCAAAAAUAUGUGUAUUGGAUGGCUGCUUCCAAAACCAGAAAGAACGCUGUCAAAUUCGUCGGACAUACCCGGCUUUAUUGUUGGUUACGAAAAAGCUGAGAUUGUAUGCAGCACAAAAACGGGAAAUGUGCUUGUCUCAAGCCUGUAUUUGGCAACUGCCCACGGGAAUAAUUCCAUGAACUUUUAUUCCACCAGCGACGAAAGUUUGAGUGCUAAUAGGGCAUAUUUCCCUAGAUUUGAGCUUGAUUAUCAGGUUUCCCAGACGGCCAAAGGCAGAGAUAUUGAUGCCGAGCUUCAUGGUGAUAAGGUUGAUUUUAAGCUGGAAACUACGCUUUUUUCUGUGGCGGAUCGACUAGCAUGGUCCGUUGUUCAUGUUCAAGAAAAGUUGGAAACUAUGAUUUCUCACGAAAUCGCACAUUCCGAAACAGCUGACGGCUCGCCAACGCUCUUUUCCUCUAUACACUCGAACUUGAGGCUUAUUGGUUGUAUCUUUGCAUUUAAUGGUGCUUCAAUCAUGAUCAUCAAUCCUGCAACGGACCCAAACCAUAAGCCUACAUCGUUAUGUCUCCAGGCGCCAUCCGUAAGGAUCGCGACAGAGUACAUCAGAUGCCGUGACUCAGUGAAGAAGCACGUUGUUUCAAUACAGGCUGUCACUUCGAGUACAGACAACGCUUUGUCAGCAUCCUGUGUUCCCGUGAUUGUCAGUCUUGUUAAAAGUGUGAAGUCCUUUGCAAAUAGAAACCAUGCAAAGAAAAGAAAGCUUCCUGCAACGCGAAAACCAGAAGAAAGACGUUUAUCGGUGGGAGAGAAGGAGUCGGUUGGUGUUAGCUUGGAGCGCAUCUUUGAGAAAUUCAAGAUCAACUUCUCGCUCAAGGUUGAGCCUCAGCGACUCACGCUGAGUUGUGAGCCAAGUGCCAAAGUCGAGGCCGCGGUCUCUACUAAUGGACUAUUUUGGCAUUUCAAUACCGAUACAGACUUGAUCACCACUACUAUCUGUAUCGAACAACUAAGAGCAAAGUUACAUCACGUCUACUCGAAGGAAACCAGCGGCUCUUUAGGGAUCAAUGACAUUCUUUUAUCUGCAACUGUUGCCAAAGCAGACGGUGUUAAGACAAUGUCGAAUACGUCAAAGAUUUCAAACAUUGACUCGUAUUUAAACAUACAGCAGAGACAGGACGUUGACAUUUUCCGCGAAAUCUGGCUACCAUCCGAACUCUACAAAGUAUCUGUUGAGAAGCCACAACAGAGCGAAGAUUUGUCACUCCAAAAUAUUGCAGCGAGAGUCAAAGACAUGUCGGACACCACGGUACUUCCCUGGAUCCUCACUCUUCUGGUGGGGAAGGUAAAACUAAAGGUGGAUCUUGGGUUUUCGCUUGGAACGCUGGACGUGGAAGCCGACAAAUGCUGGGUCAAAUCCACCAAGGUCACCAACAGGGACCAAAACCUGAAGUUAGAAUUGGGUCAACUGAGAAUCACGUCAGAAGGAAGACUUGGAGGGCUUCUGGUUGUUGAAAGGGCUAGAAUGGCUUCCGCCAUCUCAUGGUCGAAAGAAAGAGGAAUGGAAAAUAUUCCACUUGUUUUCCUGUCCGCCGGAUUCCGGUCGUUAGAAACGAAAAUCUCUCUUGACUAUCACAUAUUCUGCAUAGCAGUGAUUACCAAGGCGAUGGCUUCCAUAUAUAACAAGAGCGUGGACAACAAUGCAGACAAGUUGGUUGGAAAAACCUCUAUGGAAUCUUUGAAUGUUUACAUGACGGCUUUGACUGCUUCCAAUUUCGUGGACAUUUAUACCAUUGGAUUGCGAAUUCGACAGGAUAUCAAGAUCUCGUACCAUCAAACUCUCAAUGAUGCUUUGGAUGAUCAGACAGAAUCCUUCAAGGACUCAAUGAGACCUUCGGAGUCGUCUCUGUCCUUACCUGCUUCGCGCAAAACGGACAGUUCGAGCUCAAGCACGGUCAAGACAGUGGAAAUGUUUUUGGACGUGAUCGACGAGUUCUACACUGACUUGGAUGUCCGGAUCGGGUCAAUGCAGUUACAAAUUUUCCCAAGUAGUCUGCUAGACACGCAGGCGCUGGUUAUCAGGGUUGGAGCUUCGAGGGCCAAGUUUGAGCAAAUUAAAACGAGUAUCAUGGAAAACAAGCUGGACAUGAAUCUUGACAAUUUCACAGUGGCUCUUUCAUCUUUCAAAACAAAGCCUACAGAGGCCUCACUCAGAGAACCAGGAGUUCGGAGCUAUGCCAAACUUGCAAAUACUGCCGUUGGUGGCAGCAUUUUUGUGUUUCCUUCGCUGAACGUUUACAUGGAUGCAUUCCAGCCUCCAGGCUCAAAUUUAGUCAAGUUCAAAUUUAGCAGCUCCUUUGGAGGAAACGUUGACGUCAGGUGGAAGCUGGGCUCUGUCUACUUUAUUAGAGAGAUGUGGUAUUCCCAUGCAACAACGUUGAAGACUCGUCUCACGGCGUUGCGUAUUUUCACUUCUGGCUACGGAACGGACUUCGACGAUCUGCUGGAGGAGAAUUACAAGGAGUCGAUUUUCGAGGCCGUCAACUUGGAGGAUAGGCUAAAGGACGUGGAGUCUGACGAAAAGUACGUUUAUGUUCCUCUGGAGGAGCCGCACAUCGAAACUCCUAGACUACGUGAUUUGGGGAAUGCCACGCCUCCGCUGGAAUGGUUUGGACUGCAUAGAAACAAGUUCCCUAACCUCACGCACCAGUUUGUGAUCGUGGGAUUACAACAAUUGGUCAAAGAGGCCGAAACUCGAUAUGCCAAUGUUUUGAAGUGAUUGUGUCAAUAACUCUUGGCCUUACUGUUCCACCUAUAUCGAUAAACCGUUAUAGAUAUCAAUUAUCC